CGCCGGGGUGACAGGAGCAGAACAUCGCUCUGCGCCGUACCCGGGAAUUAGCUCUGAAAAUCGCGCUGCGCCCCAGCCCCAUGAACGCGCUGUACGGCGCCACCAGCAUGUGCUUAGCUUGCGAGCCCCGGAUGCCCGCCCUGCCCAGAGCCGAGCCCCCCAGCAAGGGCACCGGCCCCCAGUACUUCACCUUCGACCCCCUGCCUGCGAUGAGCGAGACCCCUUCCCGCAGGAACCCGGCCCGGGGCAGGAAACGACUGCGCAAAGUGCUCUACCCCCCCGUGGUGAAACGCUACUAUCCAGCCAAGGAGCGCAGCCAGGCCAAGCGCCUGCUCUUCAUCCUCCUCACCAUCAUCUUCUUCCAAGUCUAUAACACCGACGAAAACCUGGCCCUGGGGCCCGAGCAGGGGGUCCCCGACUGCUCUGUAGAGAGCGGGGGCUCCGGCUGCGAGACCCCCUUCCCAGAAGUGCUCCCGACGCCCCUGGAGGUCCCAGAAGUGGCCAACGCUACCAGUUUGCACGGGGGCCACGACGCUGCUGACUCCACCAUGGAAAUCAGCCAAUUCCUGGAGCAGAAUCCAGCCGCUUUCUGAGACCCCCACCCAGCCUUUCUCAGGCCAACACCUAAGGGGUCAACCCAGCCUGGGGCCUGGCUCCAGCCACUAAUGGGUUAACUCCGCCUGGCCUUUGGCCAACUCUUUCUGCUGCUGCCUCUGAACUAAGCCGGUGAAGAAUCCAGACGCUUGACGUCAAUAGCAACGUGAAACCUCUUCGGCAGCCGUGAGCAGGGAAUUCCUGGCUCCAGCAGUGACUGAGACUUUGUGUGGGGGGAGGGGUAUUACUGACAUAACUUAUUAAUAUCUAAUAUUUAUAAUAUUUAUACAUUGUGUAAUUUAAAGAUAGUGUGCUAUUUAAUGAUCAAAGCGGAAACAUGCCUGCGAGGAAAAUGCUGCUUUAACCUAGGGUGGAAUAAAACCGUUAAACGUCCUCAUCCGUUUAAACAGGGACACGUAUCUUGCUCUUGUCUCUAGGGGGACUUUAAUUAAUAUUUAUUAGUGCCGUUACCCAGGGGGAGAAACCCCGCUCGUAUUGGUAGCAAAGCAGCCUGAGGCGAGGUGGAGCUGACUGAGGAAUAGCUGGCUGCAAAUCCCAGGGAGGUAUAAAACUAUGGAAAUGCUCCUAGGAGGUGGGGAAAAACUUUGUGACGGCCAAAUCUACUAGAAUUCAACGCUAUAGUUCUCCAGGGGGAGGUCAGGCUGGGUUGCUCUGUGGCAAAACAGCCUCUGCUCCUCGGCUCUCCUGUAAACUAGCUCCUUGAUUGGGGCACAGAACGAAGGAAGUGCUGGUGCGUUGGGCGGAGGGAGAAGUUUGGAGGUUGAAAAUCCAAAUGGGGAAUUUUCUGCCCCUGGGAGGAGGCGAGAAGUCAGGGUAAGACCAGCCUGCACUAAAGAGAUGGCUGACCCCCUGCCCUUCCUUCUCGGACACCCCCCAGCUACGCUCCCGCCCUGGGUGUCUGAACAACAGGGUCCUUGGCUGCUGUGUAUGCUUACUAUGUAAGCUCUUGUGAGAGGCUCUGAAUGCUUCGGAGACCCAGACUUUCCCCGAACUGCCCGAAACUCAGGCUGGUGUUUCCAAGGCGUUUUUGCCCCAAACUCUUUCCCGGACGAGUCGUCCAACCUGUGUAUGUUCUGUGAACAAAAUAAACCUGCUGAAUCCUU
Molecule: messenger RNA, 1718 nt
Organism: Chrysemys picta bellii (western painted turtle)
Lineage: Eukaryota; Metazoa; Chordata; Testudines; Emydidae
Gene: IER3
Product: immediate early response 3
Biological process (GO): negative regulation of apoptotic process; DNA damage response
Cellular component (GO): nucleus
Source: RefSeq, a predicted model, not a curated record